Messenger RNA from Eriocheir sinensis (Chinese mitten crab), 3554 nucleotides. RefSeq lists its product as uncharacterized. The transcript is spliced from 5 exons. The record is from RefSeq and is a predicted model, not a curated record. NCBI's taxonomy places the organism in Eukaryota, Metazoa, Arthropoda, Malacostraca, Decapoda, Varunidae. The coding region runs from base 154 to 1221 and encodes 355 amino acids.
CGGGAACAAGGGAGCAAGGGUACGGAACAGGGACGGUGGAAGACGAAGGGGUCGGGGGCCCUUCUCUUGGCCUGGGGGGUUGGGGGGAGCGGCGACGAUAAAAGGUAACGCCAGGCUGACUUCCGUCACAGCCAGGCUGCCUCCACUGACAACAUGAGGUCGCUCAUCGCCGUGUUCCUCUCCCUGGUUUUAUUGGGGGCGGUGGCAGCACGAAGUUACGAAGAGCAGCCUGUCCCCAACCCUGAGAGCGAUGAAGGAGAAGGCUCCCACCCGCUAGUGCAAGAUGACAUGCUGGAAGAAGCUUCCCCCAAUUUUGAAGCCGAUGAAACAGACGAUUCCGACCCCAUGAUGAAAGACGACAUGGAAGAAGAUGACCUCGACUCAGAGGACGACGAAACAGACGACGAAAUGGUCGAAGAAGAAGAAGAAGAAGAAGAAUCGGAAGAUGAUUACUAUGGCGAGUAUGCGUCUGAUGAGGAGGACUCCACGAUUAUACCUGAAAACAUUGAAAGAGUCGCAUCCAACUCAGGCACGGGAGAAUCCCUGCCGGAGGCUCAACAGCAGAACGCCACCUACCCGGAAAACAUGGACUUUGUUGAAGAGACCUCAAGUGAGUCCUGGGAAGGUGCAGGAGAGGCAACCAACAGCACAAUUCAGGGCGAGAGGGAAGGCGCGAUAACGGGAGCGGAGGAUGAGCCGUCGACGGUUGAGGAUGGCAACACUAUGAUUGAUGAGGAAGAGGAUGCCAGGAUCAAGAAAGGAAAAGGCUGCAAAACUCUCUCGCGCUGCACAAAGCUCGACGGGAAGUGCAGGAAGAAGAAGACGGGAUGCAAGAAGAACGAGAAGGUUCAGGCGAAUACGAAGAAUGUGUUCUGUGGCCACAAGUCGUGCGAGUGCUGCGUGAAGGAGACCAAGAAAGCUAAGUGCCAUGCCAAAGAGAAGUGCUGGAAGCAGAAGGGUACAUGCCAGAGCAAGCACAAGCCAUGCCACGGGAAAUUAAAAACUGGCAAAAAUUUCUGCACUGGGAAGGACUGCGGCUGCUGCGUCCCCGCGAAGACGGAGCCAGCUUGUAAAACUAAAUACGGCUGCAAGUAUCACAAGGGCGUCUGCAUCAACUUUGCCAAGACACCGUGUGCCACCACCCUCCUGGUGGGGGAGCAGUACUGCAAGGGCGACUACUGUGGCUGCUGCGCUCCUGACAAGCCUACCAGUAGGUCGUAGUUAUUUAUAUUUACUAACCGUUUUGCUCUCCUUCAUUGUUCCAGGCUCGUGGUAGGAGCAUUGCUUCAACUCUUGUCCAUUUUUUAUGUUAAGGUCAAAGUGACAACGUUAUUUACAGGCACUGUUUUGUCAACUUCAUUUGGCACGGAACAACGGAAAGGUCCCCGAACCAUAGCUGUUUUCAGUGAGAUAGGCAGGUGUGUCUGCAAGCGGGUAAGUGGGAGAAAAAAAAUGUAACCAUCCAAAGUCCACAAAUGUCCUAGGCGAACCUUUUAACCAACUGGGACAGGAAACAGUGUGCUGUAAGAUGCGCGAGAUACCAUGUGAUGAGCUGUAAUAUAGGCAAGGUUCCGCUAAUCCCUCCCCCGAGCCUAAGUAUUUCAUGUCUAAAUCCAUCGACUUAUUGAAGACACACACUUUUUUGGCGUUCCCUUGGCAUCGUCCACUCGGGGUUGUCUCUUACAAAAAACAACCCGGUGAACAGAUCGACUUCUGAGUGGCACGUGCCCGUAUGGCCGAUGUUGGCGUCCAUGAACUAUGCAAGUAAUCGGCCUCGAAUCAGUCUCACGGAGUAAUCGCUGGCUUGACAGUCAUUCCACCUCUAUCCCAUAAUUCUGCGCAGGCGCUUAUUACCUAGGCCCUGGGUAAUUAGUGCCUGCGCACGAAAUUGAUGUCCUAGGUUCUAGGGCAUCAAUUCGCCUCUCAAGUCACACCUGUCCGCACCUACGUAGAUCAUCAUUGAUCAUGGCCUGUUUUACCUUUUUGGAAGCUCUACGUAUAAGCCACAACAUAUUGAAAUCUCAGAUCUCUGGGUCUGCUUUUCAAGGGUUUCAGAUUAUAGAGGCCAAAAAUAAACCAAAGCUACAUACAUAAAAUAAAAAUUAGCUGUUAGCAUUAGCUUUGGCUAUUCUCUUAGUGGUUUAUCGGUUUAUCUUAAAUACAGCUAACUCCUUAGUUAGUGUAUUAGCGGUAAGCGAAGCUAUUUUUUCAGUUGGCAGUUGGUGCCUACCAUUGGCGAUGAGACAUUAAGUUGUAUUUUAAGACUGAAAUCAAAGAAUUUUGCUUGCAUUGGUUUAUACAUAACUAAAGUAUGGCGGCUGCGAAGGGAAAACAAUUGGAAGCGUCUUCUUUACUAAGUCAUCUAAUCUUUCCUUACUCGUUUGACAUUAGAUAUUCACUGACAUGCAUUUUGUUGUCAGCGCCGGGGCUUUUUCAUGAGUACGGUUAUAAGCUCAGACUGCGUCAUUAUCAUCUUCCCAUCUUACAAAACACUGCGGCCAGCCAUCCCAGUCUUCCCUUUCAGAUGACCAAUCAUAUAUGAGUUAUGUUUAUGUAUUUAUCAUCAUCGUUAAUAUUUUUUUACCUCUGGUGUAUGACAGCGAUGAUGACCCCCGAGAUCUUCACCCUACAUGCUGCACAACCCUUAAUUGCCUUCCCCUGGGCGGCAGCAAUAUUUAUUUACACGAAUGUUGCAUCCAUAAACACACUACACAAUGACUAUGACGCAAUGACAGGACCGAGACUAUAUAAUAUGAACGACCGAUUAUGUCUGACACGCCUGUAAGAGAUGCAGGCUGCACGUCUUUUACUACUACCGCCACGCUGACGUAAGUAUACCUAAUAUAUUCACUAGUAUCAAUCUCCGCUCUUGUGUGUGUGUGUGUGUGUGUGUGUGUGUGUGUGUUAUAGUUGUCACAAAAAUUUAAUAGCAUAAUCAUAUACUCUCAAGCAUGAUUGAUUGAUUGAUAGUUUAUUGUUGCAAGUAAACAACAAAGGAGAAGGGAGGAGCAUGCCAUCCCAACCCCCAGGCAGUACAUAGUGUGAUUAUACAACUAAGGAUACAUGUGAAAGUAGCAAGAGGAAACUAAAAAGAUACUAUGGUAGGGGACAAGUGCUAAAAAGAAAAUAAAGGCCUUGAUCAUGCACAAAAGACGUCAUGUGGUUGCAGUCAGUGUUCGUACGUAUCUUUUUUUAAUGGAAUGGAAUACACGAAUGACCUCAGAAUGAAUCAGUUUCGUACUUGGGACAAAAGUCAAGCAUACUUGAUAUUCUCACCCUCUGUCUUCAAUUUUUUUUUCCCCCGCACGACGAGAAGUCAGGAAUGGUUGCGGCAGUGGUGAAUCUCCGUGGACUUCUUACAUACACGAAGACCCUCUCAGCAGACGUGCCCAAUGAUGGUUUUAGAUCGAUGGUAACACUCACGUCGGGUUCUGUGUUCGGGAGGAGCCGCAGUUUUACCGACGAUGGAUGAGGAAAACCAUGAUGAUGAAGAACAUUCUCUUUUAAUAUUCCACCAGUGUUUGUAAUACUCUACUUAUUGAAUAAUAUUUGAC